GGAGGGCUGUGGCGCAGCGGAUGCCGGGAUUUGUAGUCUUCUCCCCAGGAGCGAUGCUGAGCGUGUCGCGCUCAGGGCGCCGAGACUCUGCUCGUCACAGCUAUCCUUAUCUGAGUGCGUAGCAAUCGGCCGAUUAAUUUCUAAGCCUCUCAUUAGCGCAAGAACCAAGGAGAGAAUAAUCGCGUUGCUCAGCAACGGCGGCAAACAAUCGCCGCCAUCUUUUCUCCUGCCCGGGUAGUUCUUCGCCAACGCCGGCGCCACUGAGCCGCACGAAGGAGAGCGCGCGAAGAACUCCAGCUCCCGUCAGCCCCCGCGCCCCUCAGCAACCGUGGCGCUGCGACGGCUGGGACGGAAAGGCGGUGAGAUGGUGAAUGUGAGGCGAGGAGCGAAUAUAAAACCUGAAGGAAUCUCUCAGAUCAGGCUUAGCGUAUGCAGUUGCUUUCCAAGUAUCCCCAGGCUCUGCUGCGAAGUAUGGCCACUUCGGGUUCCUCCUUUAGCAGGAGUUCUGUAUCAGGAUUCUCCAUGGUGAAGAUGGUCAGCCAUGGAAAACAUAUCACAAUUAUAAUCCAACAGCUUAACAAAUUUAACCCAGAAAAUCAGAGCAUGGAGGAUUUCUUGAAUGAAUCAGCUAAGAUGUUGCAGACUCUUAAUGUGGCAGAAGAAAAAUUUGUAUUGGACACACUAGCUGGAUGCAUAGAAUAUAAAUCCUUACUGGAUGUAGUAGUCAAUGCCUUUUUUGCUCGCGAUGGGAGAUACUGUCUGAUUUCUGAGCGUAAUCUCUACAUAGUUAUUUGCUAUUUGGCGACUUUUCAACUCGAAGAGCUUGGUCUUCAGCACUUCAGCAGAAUUGUGAAAUCUCUAGACACUGUAAAAAUGCAUAAGUUUCUUAGAUUCUUCUUCAAUGCCUUGUAUUUGAACACAUGGAUAAAAGAUGAAUGGAGUCAGCUGUACGAUUCGCUGUAUGUAAAGGAGAACUGGAUCGAUCCACUGCUGAGAUGGCAGCCUAAAGUACAGCAACUGAUAGAACAACUUGCGGAUAAGUUAAGCAGUCGUACUACCAACGUCAAAAUAUCAACGGUCACUCAGCCAAAGGAAUUUAAUUUGACUGUUCCCAAGCCACGUGCCAUUCCUGUACCUCUGCCAAUACCAGCUCUGGAAAAAAGUCUCCCUGUUCCUCCAAGCACCUACAAGCCUCCAAGGGAAAAAAAGCAAUUAGAGAAAAUCAAAACAAAAAAUCGCCAAAAAGCAGAAGAUCUGCUUCUGAAAGCAAACACUAACCAGUUCAGGUGUGCGGCCAUGAAACCUGAAAAAGCAGAGUUUGAACAGCAGGACAAUAUGAAGAGCAGGCCAGCAUUCCAGGCUCAGAAGAUCCAAAGCAGGAUCGACAAUUUACCUAUUAAAUUAAAUGCAGCAGCUAUUUUAAGAGAGGGUGCCCUCUAUCAGCGAAAAAUGGAACAGGAGCUCCAGAGAAUUGAAAAUUUGCUACGAGGGACUGGAGACCCGUCUGAAUUCUUGGAAUGGCAAAAGCAGAUGCGUGGAAAAGAUUUGGAAGAGCAGUUGGCUGAAAUAGAGUGUAGAAGGCUUCAAGGGAAACUGAGUCAUGAAGAGGCAGUUCUAGCCCAUCAGAAUGUAAUUCAAGAAAAUAAGAAGAAAGCUGAUCUAAUGAGAGAAGAGAAAGCAGAGCUGAUGCAUGAGUAUGCAGAGAGAUGUCUACAGGAACGGAAAGAAAUGAGAGAGCUGGUGGAGAAGGUCGUGGAAGGACACAAGAAUGCAAAGCAAGCUAAACUAAAGCUUCAGAAAUACAAACAGCAGAUAGUUCAGGAAGUUUGCGAAGAAAAUCGAGAACUACUUCGGCAAGCUUUAGAAGAAGAGGAAGAGAAACUUAAGAAAAAAUAUGAAUUAAUUCAACAAAUACGAGCCAUUGAAUCUUUACCAAUCCUUAAACACAAGUUUGUUGACUUAACUGAGACUGGUGGCCAUGGUUUAAUUUGUGAAAUGUCAAUAGUGGAACUACGUGAACGCCUCGCUCUACUUAGAGAAGCACAGAAGGCAGCAGAGGAAGAGAAGAGAGACCAGAUAAUUCAAGAUAAACAAGCUAAGGAACAACUUCUUCUAGAUAAACUGGACCAGAUUUCCAUUUUCAGAGCAGAACUCGGACGAGCAGCUGCAUUAAAGCAAGAAGAAAAGAAAAGAAAGUCCCAGUCUGGUGAAAGGCAAAUGAAAGAUGAACGCAUUUUAAAUCUGCAGAGAAAAAUUGCAGAGAAAGCAAUGGAGCGUAAAAAGCAAGCAGGACUCUUAAAGAUUACCCCCCAGAAAGCCAACACUGCAUCAAGAAAGGUCUGGGCGUACAUAAGGAAAAGAGCUCUGCAGAGUUUUGCUGUACUGCCAGCACUGGCAAGGGUGCUGGCAUACUGGAGGGACAGUAGCAAGUCCCUGCUUCCUGCAUAGGCACAGUCUCCUCAAACCGUGGCCUUGACCUCACCUUCCUGCCUUACAUUUGGCUCUCACAGACUGGGGUCCAUCCACACAAUACCUACCUUUCCACUCAUGUCACCACACACUGAAACAGCACCUAACCUCUGUCCCUAAUUCUCUCACUGUCCUAACAGGCACAUCUCACUGCAUCAAACUGGGAUGCUUCCCACAUCCAAGGCAGGUUUCAGUUCAUCAUUCCCUUGAUUUUAACCUGAUCUUUCCUCCACCUGAUCCAACAACAUCAAAUGAAAGCACUGAUAGGCUGUAGGCUUAAUGCUGGUGACACUGGUUGUGUUUCCUUGGCAAGCAUCUGAAGUCAAGUGGUGAGAGCUGCUGAUGGGGUCACAUUUUAAAAGCUGUACCAAACCAGUAAGAAAUUAGAACUACAUCUCCCAAUCCACUAAAAUAAUAAUUCUUUACUUGUUCUGUGGAAAAGACAAAGCUGAAUUCAGUGAAGAGGAAAAUUGUAUUUUUCAAAUGCACAUAGUUUAAAAACUGAAAUAGUGCAAUCUUUCAGAGUACCAAUGUUUGCAGUUCUCAGUAUCCCCAUUUCAAGCCACUGCAUGUGUAAGUGAAUGCUUACAUAGAGCAUUAGGUCUGUUCCUUUUAGCAAAUAAAAUACUGAAGAAAGCAUUUCCUAAAUUGGGAUGGCUUUCUGAACUGAGGCUUUGAACGUAUGCUUAAUCACUUUGCUGAAUGGGGUCCAGUACAAAGUAGAGGCAAUAAAUGCAGACUUCAAAGGCAAGAAGCUAUAUAAUUGCAAAUGUGAGACAUUUAUAAAAUAAACAAAUUAUAAAUUCAGACUUUUUACUACUGAUGUGGGUCUGUAUGAGUGCUCCUGUGUUGCAUAAAAGUGGGAAAAGCAAGCAAACAAACAAACAAACAAACAAACCAGGCUUGGUUGGUUGGUUUUUUUUAGCAAAAAACUGUAGUGCAAUAGUUAUUUGGCAUUCAGUUUGUACCUUUUAGGUUCUUCAGUAUGUAGAAAAAGAGUGAGACUAACCCUGCGUACAACAGCCCCAAAUCCAGACUGUGGCUUCAGUUACUUUAGGGAUAGCCCUCGAGGCCCAAUGGGCUUGUGUUGGUUUAACUGAAAGUAACAUUUGUUCAUAAAUAACUAUUAAAAUUCUUAGUAAAACAGAAUUUAUAUUGCAAUUGGGAAAACUAAGAUAUUUUCAGCAGUCUAUAGGGACAGAACAAAGGGAAACGGCCAUAAACUGGAGCACAGUGUGUUCUACACCAAUAUGCAAAGGAACUUCUUCACAGUGA
Molecule: messenger RNA, 3744 nt
Organism: Meleagris gallopavo (turkey)
Lineage: Eukaryota; Metazoa; Chordata; Aves; Galliformes; Phasianidae
Gene: CFAP99
Product: cilia and flagella associated protein 99
Source: RefSeq, a predicted model, not a curated record